Messenger RNA from Lodderomyces jiufengensis, 1422 nucleotides. RefSeq lists its product as uncharacterized. The record is from RefSeq and is a predicted model, not a curated record. Gene Ontology annotation, molecular function: ribonuclease III activity. NCBI's taxonomy places the organism in Eukaryota, Fungi, Ascomycota, Pichiomycetes, Serinales, Debaryomycetaceae. Gene Ontology annotation, biological process: RNA processing. The transcript has a single exon. The coding region runs from base 1 to 1422 and encodes 473 amino acids.
AUGUUCACCACUAGACUCCGACCAACUAAAAUGAGUACAAAUGGUAGAACAAGGUCAGCGAGGACUAGGUCCUCAACUUUAGAUUCAAACAACUCGACUACAACAAAUCAUCAAAAAUGUUAUUUCCACAAAUCAACUCAAACACCAUCAUCAAGAUCAUCAAUGUUAAUACCCUCUCAACUAAAUGCAUUAUUACAAUCAGAUAAACAAAUUAAAUAUCAUUUUCAUAGUUUAGGAGGAGAUUUUAUAAGAUUAUCUUCGUAUCGUAGAUUUAAACAAUUAUUUACUGUUGGGGGAGGAUCAUUAAUUAAAGAAAUUGUAUUUGAUUUAUCAACUUUUUUAAAAAGGGAGUUGAAUGAUGAAAAAUCAGGUAUCCAUUUAGAAUUGAAAAAUUUUUUAACUUCUAACAACUCCAUAUUACAAAAAAGGGAAAAAAUAUGGUGCUUAUGUGAUCAUCAAUUUGGAUUGAAAAAUUGGCUUUAUAUUAUAUUUGGGUAUAUGUUACAAAAUUAUAAUGAAGAAGAAGUUCAUGAAUGUUUGGAUGAUAUAAUUAAAAUGUAUUUAAAUGCAAGAAAAAAUAGAUUAUCACCGGAUGAAGUUAGGAUAAUAAGAGAUGAAAGAGAUAUCUUUACUUUGAAAACUUUUAAAAAUUAUAUUGAUAAUGUUGGAGUACAAGAAGAAUUAUUGUAUGGAUCAUCAAUUACAAGGUUUGUAUCAUUUACUGAAGCAAACAAUAAAAGAAUAUAUUUACCACCAUUACCUAAAAUUCAUAAUAGAGAAUUAUUAGUUAAAGCAUUAAUGCAUAAAGAGUUUUAUAGAGUUUUGUUAGAUCCAAGACAUCAAUUUGCAAAAGUCAUGAAAUCUCAAAAUUAUGAUUUAUUACCUAAUGAAUAUGGAAUUAUACGUAAAGAAAUUUCAUUUCUUGAUGGAUUAGGUGAUUUUUUUUUAGCUCAAGAAACUUCAAAAUUAAUUUAUGAUUUAUGUACAACCACAACAACUUCAACAUUAAAUUUAAAUGUUAAUUCAACAACGUAUAAUUUAAUUAAAACCAUUUUGGCUACAAAUACAUUAAUGUCAAAAUUAACAAAAUGUUAUAAUUUAUAUCAGGCAUUAGAUGAUCCAAUAAUUAAUACAAGAAUAUCAGAUGAAUGGAUUCCUUAUACAACAUUGGGGAAAUUAUUACCUGAAAAAGAUUUAAAUGAGGUAAGAAUUUAUGAAGAAGAAUUUUUAGGUGAUUUUUUUGAAAGUUAUAUGGCUGCUUUAUUAAUUGAACAACCUGCGACGGCAAAAAAAUUUAUAAGAGAAAUUUAUAAAAGGUUGUUAUCCGUUAUUACUGAGACUUUACCACCUCAAGUUACUUAUCAGAAUUGGACUAUGAAUAUUUUGGGAAGGAAUAUUUAUUGUAAAAAAGAAGUUGUUUAA